CAAGGUCACACAUCUCUAUGAAAAUACGUUGGUUUACAAGGUCAUAGACGGUUACAAUAGUAUCAAACAUCAACACAGACAAAGCAGAUCUAAAGACGACAUUUCAGUGUUGAUGCAAGUAGACACUGCUACACCAUGGAACCUUGCUAUCAAUGGGAAAACAAGACAAGUAAAGAAAUCCGAGAAGAAUUCAAGUCCAUCAAACUUCAGUAUCAGAACAUAAAAGUAGAUAUUAAACCUGGAAAUUAUACCUGCUGCUUGUAUCUGCCAAACUCUGACAUUGCAUUUGCUAAUCAUAUGGAUGAUGUUGUGGUGAUUUAUAAAAUAGACGGAACUCUCAGCGCAAGUAUUUCGAUAGAAACACCAUUUGCAAUUACUUCCAUCGACAAUGAAACUAUUGCUGUAACUGGAGGCAGCACUCGUCUAAUUUCCAUAAUCAGUUUGUCUAGUUACAGUGUUGUAAAAACCAUAAAAACUGAAGAGACUGGGUGCUGGGGCAUAACUUACUAUGAUGGCUUCCUAUACUUUGUGGUUGAAUGGGAAUGUAUCUUUGCUUUAAAUCUAUCGAAUGGCAACCAACAAAUGUUAAAUUAUUUGAAUGGUAAACACUACAACAGUCAUUGCAAGUCCCAUCUCACCUCAUUCGGUAACAGACUGUGCUAUACCUCAAAUGAAAAUGCAGAUGUCUUGGUAUUAAAGAUUAAUCAUGAUAAAGAAUAUGCAGAGAAAGUAUACCAGAUAUACGAGCCCGAUGUAAUAAAAGACCAAGGACAGUGUACAAUGGAUGAAGACGGACAUGUUUAUGUCGUUAGCACAGAACUACGUCAGGUGAUAUUAGUAUCGGCCCAAGCUCUUUAUACAUGUUCAUAUGACAAUUGUCGCAAGUUAUUAGGCAAAGAUGACGGGCUUAUUUAUCCGAGUGCUAUUGAUUAUGACAGAAAAACAAAACGAUUUAUGAUACUUAACUUAUUAUCAGAUGAUGACGAACUUAGUCCAUAUUUUAUGAUUUUCAAGAAGGCUAAACCAGAACACCAAGCUGAUCAAAAUUUGUGAACACAUAUUUGUUAUGAUUGUGGCCUGUUUUCCCUUAUUGUUCUGUAUUAGACACGAAAAGACAUCGCCUCAUUAUAAGAAAACACAUAUUUUUCACUGUUGUUUGAGAAUCUAUAAACAGUUUGUGAAUGUCAUUAUAUGAAUAAGGAUAUUUUAAAUUAUUUUCAUGUUACUAAAUGUGGCGUAACAAAACAAUGAUCAUGUUUACAUUUGUACAAUAUGUGCGAAUUGCAUGCGC
Molecule: messenger RNA, 1291 nt
Organism: Mytilus trossulus (common blue mussel)
Lineage: Eukaryota; Metazoa; Mollusca; Bivalvia; Mytilida; Mytilidae
Exons: 2
Coding region: 136-1053 (305 amino acids)
Molecular function (GO): protein binding
Source: RefSeq, a predicted model, not a curated record